GAUAUCCGGCACCGGUUUAGAUUCCGGCUUCCUCCCGCAUCUCCGCACCGCAUAGCCCGCUGACAGUACCCUCCACCAUCACCCGCACCCACGAACGAGAGGACCCAGACCGUCGCCGAAGUCUGCCCUGCGUCUGAUCUGGAAGAGCAGCUUCGGUCGUGGUCUCGGGCUCCAAUUCAUCGUGCGUGUAUAAUGCCCGCUAUUGCCGCAGCCGAGAGCAACAAUUCGUUGGGUACACACGGCCAACCACCUCCGUCCUUGGUCGCCGACAAACAGCCGUCCGGGAAGAGACAUGCAGACCCCAUACCGAAUGGAGCCACUGCGAAGAUGAGCAGCGAGUUGCCCAACGGGACCGGCCCCAGUCGAGGGCUUCUGAACGGGGCACCAGUACAACCUGCCAGCGCUGAUAAGACCUUAAUGCACAGUAUCAGUUCUGAACGGCCGGACAGAGGGGUAGGCUUGAGCAACGAUCGAGUUUACAGCCCCUCUCAGGAUCGCGGCAGCUCCGCCGACGUUGCUAGCAGGGAUGACGGUUACUUUGCGUCGGUCCACACCACCGAGCAACAACACGGCUGCAGGACCACCAAAGUGCACAUGGGCAUAAUGAAUACCGCAGAAUCGAAACGAGAAGCCCAGAAAGAUUUCCAGCCUCCUCCACCUCCAUCACUACCACCACCGCCUCCUCCUCCUCCUCCGCAGAAGACCAGCUCCGAAUGGUCCCAGCACCCCUUCCCGACCGACGGCAACCUGCAGGUUCCUAGCUCGGCUUAUCGAGUGUCGUCGCCUGCCGCCUUCAACCACAACAAUCCCGCACCGAAUCAACAUCCAUACCGCUUGCAGCAGCGACAUACCUUGGAGGUCCCCAAGAUCUCCUCCUCACGGCCCCGCGAAUAUCACUCCUCCUCGACCUCGACCGAUGACGUAGCAAUCGCCAGCGGCAGGUUCUCGCCAAACACGCCCACACGGCGGAGAGGCUCCAUGUCCCUGGUAAGACGCGCGACCCGCUCCAUCAACUCGGAUAUGCAUCUGGAAGAGGUACCGCAGGACGAGGACGCGGUGCGCUGGGCCGAGCACAUCAAACAGAAACGGGCGAGCAAGAGGAAAAGGAGAGAGGACGAGGACGACGAUAACGUCAUUGUUGGCACAAAGGUCGACCAGAAUCACGUCAAUUUCGUCAUGGCGUAUAACAUGUUGACUGGGAUACGGUUUUGCGUAUCGAGGACCAAUGCAAAGAUGAACCGGGAGCUUACGGAUGCGGAUUUUGAUGCAAAACAUAAGUUCUCUUUUGAUAUAACGGGGAAUGAAUUGACUCCUUCAGCGAAAUACGAUUUCAAGUUCAAGGACUACGCACCCUGGGUCUUCCGCCAUCUACGAGCCACAUUCGCGCUCGAUCCCGCGGAUUACCUGGUCUCCCUCACCAGCAAAUAUAUUCUUUCCGAGCUUGGCUCUCCUGGCAAGAGCGGUAGCUUCUUUUAUUUCUCACGCGACUAUAAAUUCAUCAUCAAAACGAUCCAUCACGCCGAGCACAAGUUCCUCCGCCGCAUCCUGAAAGACUACUACAAUCAUGUUCGGGAAAAUCCGAACACGUUACUCUCCCAGUUCUAUGGUCUUCACCGCGUCAAGAUGCCCUAUGGCCGCAAGGUGCAUUUCGUGGUGAUGAAUAACCUUUUUCCCCCGCAUCGUGACAUCCAUACAACGUUUGAUUUAAAGGGCUCGACUAUUGGUCGGGAUUUCAAAGAGGAGGAAUUGGAGUCUAAUCCCAGGGCGACGCUGAAAGAUCUCAAUUGGCUGCGGCGGAAUAUGCAUUUGGAGUUUGGGCCGACGAAGAAGAAGGCGUUCAUUGAGCAGAUGCACAAGGAUGUGAAGCUUUUGCAGCGGCUGCGUAUCAUGGACUAUUCGCUGCUGAUCGGGAUACAUGACCUGGAACGCGGCAACCAGGAAAAUCUGCGAGACAAGACGCUGCAGGUUUUCCAGCCUGGGGGCGAGGAUGCCGAGGACCCGGCUUCGACGAUGCUGGCGCGGACGCCUUCGAAACUGGAGAAUGCAAGGAAGGCGAAGGAGUUGAGGCAGAUGAUCAAGACCCAGAAACCGGUGCCGAUGGAGAAGACGUCGAAUAAGAUGCCGGAUGAGCUGCAGGAUUCGAAGAAGAAUUUUUACUUCUAUGCAGAUGACGGCGGUUUUAGGGCGACGCAUGAGGAUGAUUCCCCAGGUGACGAGAUUUACUACUUGGGCAUCAUUGAUUGCUUGACCUAUUACUCCUGGAUCAAGCGACUCGAGCACUUCUUCAAAGGUCUUACCAAUACGGAGUCCCAGAUCUCCGCCAUACCACCCGAACGGUACGGCGAACGCUUCAUCAAGUUCAUCAGCGGAGUUACCAUGACGCGCGAAGCGGCCGAACGCGAGAAGCAGAAGGAGGCCGCCGAAGCCGCUACUGAUACCCAAACCAGUGGCGUCCACGUGACCGACCAGGACGGUGCUUUGACGGAGAAGGUUAUGGAGAAAGCGGAGACGCAGGCGGAGCGCUCGAGACAGCGAGGGGCGUCCGAAGAGGAUGUGCCGGAUCGCUCCAUGCGUGUUGUCAGGAGUCCUUCGGCCGAACGGGGAGAACUAGGAACGACGUUGCCCGUCGUGGAAGAGGCGGCAGAGUCAUCAAGUACCGGCGGUAGAAGUGGCCGCAGUACAGAGACGAGUCUACACCCAGAUCGCGUCUCCUCGAACGAGCAGAACGGCAAACCGGUAGAACCAGCGUCAGUGUCUCACUCUAGCGAGCAUCCCCAUCAACGACGACCACCCACGCCACCCAAGGAUUCUAGCACAGAGGAUAGCAGUGAUCGCCGUCCUCCGACGCCUGCGAAGGACGCGCGGUAUUCGAUUUCUAAUAGACAUGAAGGCCCGCCGACACCGCCGAAGGAGGAGAAACAUAGGGGUCGCAGCUUGGGGAGGGAUAAAGAAUUACCGCCUCCACCUCCACCGACGUUGACGCCGCAGACGACGCCUCAGAUUCCGGUGCACGCGAAGUUGCAGCCGCAGUCGCAGACCCAGGCGCAUGUUAAGGUUAAUUAGGAGGGCACCGUUAUAGUUGUAGCUGGGGGGGAUGAAGUAGCGUCGUGAUUGCGCGUGGAGGGAGGAAGCAUGGAUUCGAGGCUGCUUGCAUGUGCACCGCGACUCGAGUUGUCUUUACUCCCUUCUUCAUGAUAUUGUGUUCAAGACACCACUCCUCCGGGGCGGCAUUCACACAUGUUUGCGUGCGCUCCUUUUUCUUAUGUUUAUGUUUCC
This is a messenger RNA of Westerdykella ornata, 3276 nucleotides long. RefSeq names its product SAICAR synthase-like protein. The transcript is spliced from 3 exons. The coding region runs from base 193 to 3063 and encodes 956 amino acids. Gene Ontology annotation, biological process: phosphatidylinositol metabolic process. Lineage: Eukaryota; Fungi; Ascomycota; Dothideomycetes; Pleosporales; Sporormiaceae. The record is from RefSeq and is a predicted model, not a curated record. Gene Ontology annotation, molecular function: phosphatidylinositol kinase activity.